AUGCCAUCCUCGAGUGGACACGUCUCUGAGAAAGCCACGGACCUUGAGAGAGUCACAUCUGUCAAAAGCAAUAGGCAUCGCUAUGCUUCAUCAAAUGUGCUAUUCAGCUCUGGGACUAGCACGCCUAUUCGUCGCCAGCCAUUUGAUUUUGACACUCAACUUCCACAAUCACUGCUACCAACCGUUCUGCAAGAAACAGCGGACCCGAGCCGAAUGGGUGAGCGCGAGCUCUACCUUCUCAAAGUGUGCCGUGCCCUGAUGGCGUAUGGCGCUCCGACUCACCGACUCGAAGAGUACAUGUACAUGACAGCAGAAGUCAUCGGUCUCCAGCUGGAAUCUUUCUACCUCCCAGGUAUCAUGAUCAUCUCUUUCAACAAUAAGAUCUGGCGAAGCACAGAGGUACACAUUGUCAAGACACCGCAGACUCUCAAUCUGUCCAAGCUGUACGACUCACAUGAGGUGUACAAGAACGUCAUCCAUGACAAGAUGACCAUCGAAGAUGCGAUUUCGCGACUGAACGAGAUCAUGGACAGCAAAGACAAAUAUCCUCGUUGGCUAUGCGUCAUCAUGUUUGGUCUUGCUUCGGCAUGCAUUGGACCAGUAUCUUAUGGUGCAAGGCCUGUGGAUUUGCCCGUAAUUUUUGUCUUCGGAUGCUUGCUUGGGUUCAUGCAGCUCGUCAUGGCUGAGAAUUCCGAACUGUACGCUCAUAUCUAUGAGGUUUCGGCAGCUAUCCUGAUGACCUUCCUGUCUCGCGCCAUUGGUUCCAUCAAUCAUGGCGACGGUCGCUUAUUCUGUUUCUCUGCUAUCUCGCAAGCAUCUCUGGUUCUGAUCUUGCCUGGAUUUAUCAUCACAAACAGCGCGUUGGAACUGCAGUCGAAGAAUAUCAUCUCUGGAGCCGUUCGAAUGGUAUACGGCAUCAUAUUUGUCCUCUUUCUGGCAUUUGGGUUCACUGUUGGAAGCACAUUGUAUGGUGCGCUCGACGACAAUGCGACUUCUGCGACGACCUGUGAAGCACCAUGGCCUUUCUGGUGGCAAGUCACUUUUGUGAUUCCAUUUACGUUCUGCUACAUCGUUAUCAACCAAGGCAAGUGGAAGAAACUCCCAGCAAUGUUGAUACUAUCCAUGAUUGGUUGGCUUGUCAACUACUAUGCCGCUCAAGGGUUUUCCAAAAGNACCCGCACAUCCAAAGGCUUCGGCUCAAACAUCCAGAUGGCUCAAAUGUUGGGAGCUCUUGCCAUUGGAAUUGUGGCCAAUCUCUAUUCACGUCUGGGCCAAGGACUUGCUGUCGCGUUACUGCAUCCUGCAAUCUUCAUCCAAGUGCCUGGAAGUUUUGCUGCAUCGGGCAGCCUUAUUAAUGCAGUCGCAAAUGCUGAUCUUCUCACGAAGCACAACUCUGGCACUGGGACAUCAGAUGACGGGCAGAACAAUGGUCUGUUGACCAAUGCUGGUCUCGCUAUGAUUGAGAUCGCCAUUGGCAUUACUGUGGGCAUAUCCAUCAGCGCGCUGCUAGUUUACCCUAUACGUAAGAAGAAGAGAAGUGGUCUGUUCAGCUUCUGA
This is a messenger RNA of Aureobasidium uvarum, 1557 nucleotides long. NCBI's taxonomy places the organism in Eukaryota, Fungi, Ascomycota, Dothideomycetes, Dothideales, Saccotheciaceae. The record is from the annotation of a GenBank genome assembly.